Molecule: messenger RNA, 2154 nt
Organism: Malassezia vespertilionis
Lineage: Eukaryota; Fungi; Basidiomycota; Malasseziomycetes; Malasseziales; Malasseziaceae
Gene: CLF1
Product: NineTeen Complex (NTC) component
Exons: 2
Coding region: 1-2154 (717 amino acids)
Biological process (GO): spliceosomal complex assembly; mRNA splicing, via spliceosome
Cellular component (GO): post-mRNA release spliceosomal complex; Prp19 complex; precatalytic spliceosome
Molecular function (GO): protein binding
Source: RefSeq, a predicted model, not a curated record
AUGGAGGCAGAACGGCAGGCACCGCGGAUCAAGAAUCGCGCGCCAGCGCCGGUUCAGAUCACCGCUGAGCAGCUUCUUCGUGAGGCGCAAGAGAACCAAGAUAAGCCCUUGCAAGGACUAGCUCGGCACCGAAUUGAGGACUACGAAGAGCUGGAUGACUACCGUGCGCGCAAGCGUAAAGAUUUCGAGGAUGCUAUCCGACGCCUUCGCGGCAAUAUGGUAUCGUGGAUACGAUAUGCGACGUGGGAAGCGAAUCAAGGUCAAAUGGACCGCGCGCGGUCCGUAUUUGAGCGCGCUUUGGAUGUCAACCCUCACCAUAUUCCAUUAUGGAUACGAUACACGGAACAAGAGCUAAAGGCGCGGAAUGUGAACCAUGCGCGAAACCUGUUUGACCGUGCCGUUUCGAUUCUUCCUCGCAUCGACCAGCUUUGGUACAAAUACGUGCAUGUGGAAGAGUUGUUGGGCAACGUGGGCGGCACCAGGGAAAUUUUUGAGCGCUGGAUGAGCUGGGAGCCAGAGGAGCGUGCGUGGAGUGCGUACAUUUCAUUCGAGCUUCGGUACAAUGAAUAUGAGCGUGCAAGCGCAGUCUGGGAGCGUGCCGUGACGUGCCAUCCGACGCCUAGGCAGUGGAUUCGAUGGGCCAAGUACGAAGAGGACCGUGGCGAUCUAGAGAAAACGCGACGUGUCUUUCACAUGGCGCUCGACUUUUUCGGGGAAGAUGAGAGCGUGUUGGAGCGCGUGCAAACGGUGUUCACAGCAUUCGCCAAGAUGGAGACGCGACAAACCGAGUAUGACCGCGCACGUAUGAUCUACAAGUAUGCCCUUGAACGGCUCCCACGCGCCAAAAGUGAAGGCAUCUAUGCCAGUUAUACACGCUUUGAAAAGCAGUUCGGUAACAUUAAAGGCGUGGAAGACACAGUCACACAGAAACGCCGCCUGCAGUACGAAGAGGAGCUCGAAUCUGGACAAGGCACGGGCAACUAUGAUACGUGGUUUGACUAUACGCGGUUGGAGGAAGACUCUUAUCGUACUUUGCUUGAGGAUGAUGCACCCGAAUCUAUGCUGGAGAUGGCGCGCGAAAAAGUGCGCCAAGUGUACGAGCGCGCGACUGCGCAAGUUCCACCGGCGUACGAAAAGCGGUUGUGGCGGAGAUAUAUCUAUCUCUGGCUCCGCUACGCUCUCUUUGAAGAGCUGGAUACCAAAGACCUUGAGCUUGCUAAAAAAGUAUAUGCCACAGCCGUGUCUAUUGUACCACACCGUGAGUUUACCUUUGCUAAACUCUGGCUUGCGUAUGCUAAAUUUGAAGUGCGUCGCUUGGACAUUGCUGUUGCGCGGAAAAUUUUAGGGACUGCGAUUGGACUCGCGCCAAAAAAGAAGCUGUAUGCGGGGUACAUUGAGCUGGAGCUCGCAUUAAAAGAAUUUGAUCGUGCCCGCAAAUUGUAUGAAAAGUCGCUGGAGUGGGAUCCCACGAGCUCGAGCACCUGGGUCCGGUUUGCAGAGCUCGAGCAAAAUCUCUUUGAUUUGGACCGCGCGCGUGCAAUUUAUGAGCUUGGCAUCACCCAAUCCGAGUCAGAUUUGGGCGGCUUAGACAUGCCGGAGGUGUUGUGGAAAGCGUAUAUCGACUUCGAAUUUGGCGAACGCGAAAUGGAGCGCGUGGAUGCCUUGUACGAGCGUCUUUUGGAGCGCACAGGGCACGUCAAGGUAUGGAUUAGCUAUGCAUUGGGCAAAAUGGCUGCGGCACUCGCAUUCGAAGAGGACGAAGAUGCGGACGCUGAAGAGGAGGGUGCAAAAAGCACGCUUUCCAGUGAGGAAGAAGCACUUCGCGCGCAGCGACGCGCUGGGGCGGCAGAAGAGACUCGCAACAUUUUCAAACGUGGCUACGAGAAUUUGCGUGAACAAGAGCUAAAGGACGAAUCUGUGGUACUCUUGGAGGCGUGGAAAGUGUUCGAGGAAGAGCACGGCGAUGAAAGCAAGGUCGCUGCCGUGCAAGAGAGGAUGCCACGCGUGCUUAAGAAGCGCCGCGAACUUGGCGACGGCGCAACGGAAGAAUACUACGACCUGGUAUUCCCUGAAGACGAAAAGAAGGACAAGCCGGCUUUAAAGCUCCUCCAAAUGGCGCACGCUUGGCGCGCCCAGCAGCAGCAGCCUACAUAA